Molecule: messenger RNA, 2196 nt
Organism: Exophiala aquamarina CBS 119918
Lineage: Eukaryota; Fungi; Ascomycota; Eurotiomycetes; Chaetothyriales; Herpotrichiellaceae
Exons: 1
Coding region: 1-2196 (731 amino acids)
Biological process (GO): positive regulation of transcription by RNA polymerase II; DNA-templated transcription
Molecular function (GO): DNA-binding transcription factor activity, RNA polymerase II-specific; sequence-specific DNA binding; zinc ion binding
Source: RefSeq, a predicted model, not a curated record
AUGUCUGUGGCUGGCAAUGCCAAGUCUGGUGCUUGUGAGAGAUGCUAUCGACGGAAGGCGCGAUGUUCGAGGGACUUGCCUACCUGUUCUUCCUGUGCCAAGGCGAAUACGCCUUGCAUUUACACUGUCAAGGAAGGGCCAAUCCGACGACAAGAUAUGGAGAGGUUGGAGCGACGCCUGCGGUAUCUUGAGUCCAGGAACAAAGAACUGAAUGACCAACUGCAAGAGGCUCGACAGGUUCAGUCCCCCACUGCUCAAGCAUCCUUUACUUCUCCAGCUUCAAACAUGAAUUCGACGCGAGAGGACAUCGGUCGCCCCCCUGAGAACAGCGAGGUGGUACAUCAGGUAUCAUACCUGUCCUUGUGUGCAGGUGGCGAGCGACAGUUUCUAGGCACCACCAGUGGCCUGCUUCUCGCAAACCUGCUUCAGACAACCCUUCUCCAGACAAACCUACCGUCUGCUUCCCAGCCUUCCAAUGAUCAACGUGGAUCCGAACAAUUCCAGAGGCCUGGAUCUGAUACCAUUGUACAAAAUGCAAGUCUCCCACUACGAGACUCCGCGGUCUUGCCACCCUUGCAUGUUGCAAAAGGUCUUCUGGCGGCCUAUUGCAAUCAUGAUAUUAUCUGCUAUCCAUUUCUCGAUGCAAACACCCUCGGUCAUGCAUUUGAUGUGGUAUAUAACCAGAGCCCUCAAGAUGCUAUUGAUCCAUUGGACGACUUUAUCGUCGAUAUGAUAUUAGCGAUUGGUACGGCCCAUGUUCACAAGUUUGAUUGGCAUGCAUUUCCGGAUGCAGAAACGCAUUACAAUCGGGCAAUCACGCGAUUCAGCGCAGUUUUUACGAGAGGCGGCAUUCCGGCCUUGCAGGCUGUUCUUCUUAUAUGCCAGUACAGAAUGGGAAGCUCAUCGUUCGACACGUCUACCAGUCUUUGGCAUCUGAUUGGUGUAGCCGCCAGAAUGUGCUUCGAGUUAGGCCUCCACAAGAAGGCGACCUUUGGGCCUCUCCAGAACGAUGAUCAUGACCUCGCAGCGUGGCCGCGCUCAGAUCAAGAAAUCGUUGAGAUCAAGCGAAGAUGUUUUUGGUGCGUACUGGCAAUGGAUCGUGUUGCCAGUUUUGUGCUGGGAAGACCGCUAGCCAUCCAGCUUGACGAUGUUGAUACUGAACUACCGUUCAUCGACACUAACAAGUUGAGCGAUCCACAAGGAUUCUCUUCGCCAAAUGAAGCCUUCGAUAGCCCUAAGUGGCAUCUCAAGACCUUGAUCUUUGUUCACAUUGUGCGGUAUCGUAUCAUAUGCGGCAAGAUUCUCACAUCUCUCCAUCGUGAUACGAAGAGUACAAGAGAAUCGAUUGGCUCAUACGAAGCGAUGCGGAACGAAUUGGCUAUGGAGCUAGAAUCCUGGCACGAGGACAGUGGCAGACUCCCCCUGACCACCGCUGCGGGCAGUACAACGGAGCUACAAAGUGCAUCGAGCUUUACAUCCAAAGAAUGGCAUGAGCUGCUCUACCACAACGGCAUACUAAUGCUCUUUCGUCCUUCAAGAUGCCUGUCCGAUGCGGGACACAACAGCGCCACCCUCCAGCACAUUUUUAAUUCCUCACAACAAUCAAUCAGCCUGUAUGCUUUUUUGCACCGAUCCAGGAGGAUAAACUAUUCAUGGGUUACGUUACACUCAGUCUUCAUUUCUGGCCUAUCCUACAUAUACGCACUCAGAUACCAUUUUCAAAACCUUCAGAGACCUGACAAUCCGGGUAAUCCUCCUAGAGCAAAACUACCCCUCUCACCAACUAUCAAUCAAGUUGUUAAUGAUACAAGGGCAUGUUCCAACGUUCUAGUGGCUGUGUCUGAGCGAUGGAGUACUGCGAGAAGCUGCUCACAAGUGUUUGACAAGCUGAGCGAUGCAGUUUUAACCGAUGUGGUCGAGGCCCAAACGAGGGGCCCAGGGCUUUCUGCUACCGUGAGCAGCCACCCUCACGAUCAAGGCGCCGCGCCCAAUCCGCUCUCAUCACCGGGUAUGUCAGGGAUCCUGCCUGCAGGCAUGUCUCAAGAGCUGGGGUACAUGGCUGUAGAUAGCACUCUCCAAGACUGCUUUGGUGAUUUGCAAAGCCUUUGCAUCGACCAGUACGGGAGCGAUGCGAUUGCCGCGCUUUCACAGGACUGGCUGUUCGGUAUCCAGGAUCCUGGAAAUGGCUAUUGGUGA